AUGUCUUCAGAGGGUUCUCCAAAUGGCAUGGGCCACCGUCGCAGCUCCAUCACCCAAGCUGCCCUAUCCAACCUGUUUCAGCGUGGCUCAAGCACCGGUUCCAUUGGGGGCAGCGCUCAGCUGAACAAUGGCUUCGACCCUCAGAGACGACGACUUUCCGUCACCACAAUCGGCCUCUCGGGCACAUCGCCUGCCAAUCCGCCUUCCUUCAGUAUGCGCCGCGGCAGCAUGUCGACCAGCUCCGAUUCCAUCGACGAGAGUGCCAUUGAAGAUGAAGACGUUCCGGGCAUGUCCAGAACAGCCCCCAACACUCCAUUCGCCCGGCGUAUGAGUUUUGGCGGCUCUACAAUGAGAAGCUACCGACCGGGCGGAAACAGUCCUGGCAAUGACCAGCAGGGCUUCAACUGGUCCGAGCAACUUAGGUCUCGAGCCGAGAGCUCCGUCACAGGUGCUCGCCCCUCGUUCUCGCUAGCCUCCUCACCUCCAAGAGCUGCACCUCACCACGAUCGGGCCAGGUCCGUCUCCGACAUGACGCAACCGCCUGUUCAAGCACCGCCGGCGCCUCACCACCAACCGAAGCCGGCGCCUCGUAAGCCAGAUGCCUUUCAGGAGAGAAUCCUGAAGGGCGACUUCUACAUGGAUUGA
This is a messenger RNA of Ustilaginoidea virens, 645 nucleotides long. RefSeq lists its product as uncharacterized. Lineage: Eukaryota; Fungi; Ascomycota; Sordariomycetes; Hypocreales; Clavicipitaceae. The record is from RefSeq and is a predicted model, not a curated record. The transcript is spliced from 2 exons. Bases 1 to 645 code for a protein of 214 amino acids.